Molecule: messenger RNA, 2849 nt
Organism: Mobula hypostoma (lesser devil ray)
Lineage: Eukaryota; Metazoa; Chordata; Chondrichthyes; Myliobatiformes; Myliobatidae
Product: chloride intracellular channel protein 4
Exons: 7
Coding region: 467-1216 (249 amino acids)
Source: RefSeq, a predicted model, not a curated record
AGCAACACAGGGCAUUGCAAUAUGUCAGUCCAUGGCCUUGUCCACUGUUGAGAUGAGGCCACACUUAGGUUGGAGUAACAACACCUUAUAUUCCUUCUGGGUAGCCUCCACCCUCAUCACAUGAACAUCGAUUUCUCGAACUUCUGGUAAUAUCCCCCACCAUUCCCUCCUUCACCUGUCCUCUUCCCCUUUUCCUUCUCUCACCUCAUCUCUGUGCCUGCCCAUUGCCUCCCUCUGGCACACCUGCCCCCUUUUCUUUCUUCCAUAGCCUUCUAUCCCCAGCUCUCAGACUUCCCCGUCUCUAACCCUGUAUCUAUUUCACCAAUCAACUUCCCAGCUGUUUACUCCGUUUCCUCCCCCCCCCAAGGUUUCACCUAUCGCCAUAUUUCCCUCUAAGCUGUGCGUGUGUGCACAUGCACACAUUUUCCAACCAGUGCACAAAGGAAAUUAAUGUGCGCACAAAAGCAUGGCCGCAUCUAACUCGAUGGCAGCUGACUACACCUAUCCAGAGAUUGAAUUGUUUGUCAAGGCUGGUGGAGACGGUGAAAGCAUUGGAAACUGCCCAUUCUCCCAGCGGCUCUUUAUGAUCCUUUGGCUUAAGGGCGUGAUAUUUAAUGUCACCACAGUCGACCUGAAGAGGAAGCCUGCCGAUUUGCAAAAUCUGGCUCCUGGCACCAAUCCUCCGUUUUUGACCUUCAAUGGAGAGGUGAAAACAGAUGUUAACAAGAUAGAAGAGUUCCUGGAAGAAAAGUUGUUGCCACCAAGGUAUCCAAAGCUUUCUGCCAGGCAUCCGGAAUCUAAUUCCGCAGGAGCUGAUGUUUUUGCCAAAUUCUCAGCCUACAUUAAAAACACCAGGAAAGACAUAAAUGAGAGUUUGGAAAAAGCCUUGCUGAAAGCUCUGAAGAAACUGGACGAUUAUUUAAACACACCUUUACCUGAAGAGAUAGACGCUAACAGCACAGAGGAAGAACUUUGUUCCCGUAGGAAGUUCCUUGAUGGAGAUGACUUGACCUUGGCAGAUUGUAACCUCCUGCCAAAGCUUCACAUUAUCAAGAUUGUAGCAAUGAAAUAUCGAAAUUUUGAAAUCCCAAAAGAAAUGACUGGAAUAUGGAGAUACUUGAAGAAUGCUUAUGAGAGGGAGGAAUUUGUAAAUACGUGCCCUGCUAAUCGCGAGAUACAGGUCGCGUACCUGGAUGUUGCAAAGAGAAUGAAGUAAAUCCGUUUAUAAAGCUUGGAAUGUACGCUUGAACUGUGUGGUUCACUGCCCAGCAGUGAAUCAAAAUCCCUCCAUUUCAAACAAAAUGUAUUAUAAAGGGUUAAUUUUUGUGCUUGUUCAAUAUCUUCACCACCACUGUGGCCUUGAACAUGCGUGAACUGGUCGUGGGAGUUUUGAUUGAAACCAUGGGAUACAAUACAACCGUGAGAUUGCAAGACUAUGGGAAUGCGGCUAUGAGAACACAAAAUCAGGUGAACACAGGGCUGGGGCCGUGAAAUGUGGUGACAAGUGAUGAUUGGUUCCAGAUUGCUGGUUUGAGCUGGUGUUAAUGUAUGGGUUUUGGUUCGGAGAUUUGAGCUGGUGUUAAUAUAUUGGUUUUGGUUCGGAGAUCUGAGCUGGUGUAAUGUAUUGGUCCACUUACUGCAGUGAUUCAUAUUGGUGGAAUGGGUAUAAAAUGGCUGGGGGCCUGAGAGUAGUUCUUCAAGGCCUCAGAGACAGGCUGGUCGCGAACAGCGCCGCUGAUUGGCAGAACGGGAGUGGUGCUGCAGUAAAAGGGCCCCGUGCAUACCUAGUUAAGUAUGUUAAUGCUUGGUCUGUUCUGUCCUAAUAAACAUAGUCUUAAGUAGAUAAUUGGUGUUUGUGUCUAUCUGUCCGUCCAAGGAACUUCUGGUGUAACAAAACACAAAGGGGCAAACUUUUCACCUUUUUCACUUUGAGAUUUGCACUUAGCUACAGGACUGUGCAAAGGUCUUAGGCACAUACAAUAUACGUAGCUAGAGUGGCUGAGGCUACGUCCACACUAGACCGGAUAAUUUUGAAAACGCCAGUUUCGAUUAAAAACGACAGGCGUCCACACUAAGCGUUUUUCAAAGUAUCUCUGUCCACACCAAAACGGAUAUUUGGGCGAAUCUCCUCCUGCUGGGCACGCGCAGGCACAUCUACAAAAAACAAGCAAAGAGGAAGCAGUAUAACAUUUACGUUUCCAUGGCGGCGUAAUGCUAUUUCCAUUGGUCAAAAACUAGAGUACCUACAACAACAGCGAAAGAAAGUUUUCAAAAAUGUCUUCAAAGAAUACAAAGAAAACCUCAGCUGGAAAAAUCAGACCGGACUUCUUCAUUUAGACAGACAAUGAAGUCGAGCUGUUUCUGCGAGUUACAAAUGACUACAAAGUCAGCAAAGCAGUGGAGAUGUUUAAUUCCAAACAAGCUAUUAACGUAGACAAUAAAGUAAACAACACACGCAUGAAGCCGUCCUCUACCCAAGAUCAACAAGAGAGUGGAAUCUUCUGCCGCCAGACCUGCACAGUAUUUCUGACAUUAAUAUUUUUAAAGACAGACUCAAUCAAAUCAAUUUAGGGGAUCCAGUCAAAAAAGCUCACUUUACAAUUUAACUCUCACGCCGUUCACACCGACUGUGCGUUAUAACAGCUGUCUGGCAGUACCAAGCGGAAGCAGAAAAAGCGUUGUUGUGGUGUUGUCAUGAUAAUGUUUUUAAAUCUGUCCGUUUGUCCUGUCCACACUACAACAUGAAACAAUCAUUUUCAAACUUACACACUCGGGAGAGUGUUUUCGAAAAUUUCCGUUUUCGGGGAAUGAAAACACCGUUUCAGUGUGGACGGAGGGUCAAAAUGAAG